CCCCCUGAUACCGAUGACGAGGCACUAUUCCUGCCAGUGACACCGAUGACGAGGCACUAUUCCUCCCACUGACACCAAUGACGGGGCACUAUUCCUCAAGCUCAUCCUCUCCAAAACCGAGCUCCUCAUCUUUCCCCCUGCCAACACCCCCCCCCCCCCAUCCUAUCCAUCAUCGCCAACAACUCCACUAUCACUCCCGCCCCGCAAGCCAAAGUCCUUGGCGUCAUUCUUGACGCGAACCUCUCCCUCCCCCCCAACCGCAUUGGGAGGAAUAGUGCCCCAUCAUUGGUAUUAGUGACACCAAUGAUGGGGCACUAUUCCCACUGACACCAAUGAU
Staurois parvus is the source of this 337-nucleotide messenger RNA. Lineage: Eukaryota; Metazoa; Chordata; Amphibia; Anura; Ranidae. The record is from the annotation of a GenBank genome assembly.